GACUCUCUGCGCCGGAGAUUUGAGUAGUCAGUCGUCGCUUGUUGAUCGUCAAAGGCCAGUAGUCCCCGGACAGUAGUGAGCGUUUCUUGCCAAAGUCAAGGAGUUGUCACCCACCUGCAUUCCUCGUUGUUGCUGAUUCUCUUCCAGGAGAACACGUGUUAAAAGUUCCGUUUGGGUGUAAGCAAAUAUAAAUAAUCAUGUCGGACGAUAACACGACAGCCGUCGAAGACCAGAAGAAGAAAAGGGGAAGACAACCCAAGGCAGAAAACAACAAAGCAGUCAAAGAACCCAAAAAGAGGGGUAGGACCGCAGCAGAAAAGACAAAGAGUAACAAGUCCGACAAUGAGGAGGAAGCACCCGCGGUGCCCGCAAAGAGGGGGCGUGGAAGGCCCAAGGGAAGCCACAAGAAGACUGCAGCGACGAAAACUUCUUCAGGACGUGGUCGUGGUCGACCCAAGAAGGUAGAAGAGAAACCCGAGAGUACUGGCGAGGAAGACGAGCAGGAAGAAGAAGAAGAGGAAGAGGAGAACUGAACAAGAUAAGCCUGAUCAAUCUGGAUGAUUUAUAAAACAAGAAUUUAUGAAAUCAUGAAUACGCCCUUCCUCUAUUCUCUAUCGAUGCUGUCAAUAAUGACAAAUCACACCUGUCUAUAAUUACUAUUAUUAGAUUAUAUUAUUUUUUAAUCAUUAAUUUUCACUACAACAUUCAGCCUGAAUAUGAAAUAAAUUUUCGGGGUUUUUUUUUAAUUAGGCCCUUCUCUGCCCCUUUUCAUAGUUAUAUACAUUUUUAUAGGCAACUCUGUUUUUUAAUUGUAAUUUAGAAAUGAUGAUGGAAAGUCGUUAAAAAUGAAAAGAGCGCCAAUAAAUAAAUACAUCAUCAAAAGUAUUAUGAUACAUUUUGUCGUAUAAGCGUCGAAUUUUUUAACAGCUAAUAGAAGAAAUCGCGUCUGAUUAAUUGUGUGUUGUAGUAUAAACGAUGUGUAUUUGUAAGAAACAGUUUUAAUUGUAGUCGUGUAAUUUUCACUGAUCAGAAAGGGUUUAAACUUAGUGAUUAAUAUAUGUCGAACCUGGAAGUCCCAAUUAAAUUUCAAUUAUUAAAAUACAAGAGUCCUAUUUGAUACUUUCUUUUUUCCACCUGUGCUGCAUUGUUCAUCGUGUCCCAUCUCUUGUAAUAAUUGAUUCUUGCGCUAAUUCAAUUAGUACGUGUUUUGAUGAAUUGAAAGUUCAUGAAAAGGUUUGUUGAUGCUUUGUGUACAUCACGGGUGCAAAAAAGUACUUUUUUAUUGAUAAUUAAAAAUUAAAAUUAAAAAAGUCUUGUUUCUAUGCAAAUGUUUUUCGAAUGAGUGUCAAAUUUGUAUUAAAGUAAAAUAAAUCAACAAAAAUA
Messenger RNA from Copidosoma floridanum, 1383 nucleotides. RefSeq names its product D1 chromosomal protein (gene D1). Lineage: Eukaryota; Metazoa; Arthropoda; Insecta; Hymenoptera; Encyrtidae. Gene Ontology annotation, molecular function: DNA binding. The record is from RefSeq and is a predicted model, not a curated record.